AAAAAAACUUUUAAGUGUCCGAUAACAGGGAACACAAUCACUUUUCUAGUAAUACAAUUAAUCAGAUAUCGUAACGAUGGAAAUCCAACAGUGGAAGAUGGCGAGCUUAGGAUUCCCGCUCUUCUUGUGUACUGUUGGUUUUUUUGUAUGAUUGAGAUCUUAAAUAUUGUGACUAGUCGUUCCAAAAUGUUAGUCGUUGAAGCUUCCAGCCGCGUACCAUUUAUUUGCAAACUAAUGUAAAACCAUGUCCACUUUCUCUCUUCUUCUUAUUCCAUUUUUGUUUCUCUUCUCUGGUUAUUAUCGCCACCAAUCUCCUCCUUUCUUUGUUUUAUCUGUAAAUACAUACAUUUCAUUGGUUUCUCCUGAAGAAUUGAACAAGUUCAAAUAAUGGGCAGAGAGAAGCUAAUUACAAUCAAGAUGAUCACAGGAAUACUAAACAAAGAUGAUCAGAAAUUCAAUCGCGGAUUAAGAGCAGUCAAAACUCUGUUCUUCUUCAUAUCAAUGUUGAUAUCACUCCUUUUAUUCUCAGCACCGGUUUUACUAGGAUUAACUGAUGCGAUUCUUCCUUCUGCUAUUCUCUCUUUAUCUCUCCCUUCUUCUCAGCUUAAUUCAUCAUUACAGAAUUUCUCUUACACUGACUACGGAUUCAUACUAUGUGUGUAUUGUUUAUGUGACGGGCCGGGGCUAACUAGGGGGCCGUACUUGGCGAUAACUACGAUCUGCUCGGUUUCGUCAUUGGCGUUUGUGUCGUUCAAGGCUUCUUAUGUGUUUUGUGUACCAUUUGUUAACGGCGGCGGCGGUGGUGAUGGACAUUAUAUUCGAGUAGCUCUGAUAAUGAGUUCGAUUGUCCUUGCCGUCGGUCAUAUCGUGGUUGCUUACCGGACGAGUUGUCGAGAAAGAAGGAAACUGCUGCUUUACAAGAUUGACAUUGAAGCUGUUUCUUCAUGCAAGAAGGGGUUUCCAACAUACAACAAGAUUCUACAACAAGUUAGGGUUAAAUAAUAAAAAGUUCAAGAAUGGAGAAGAUUGGUUUACGAAUGCGAGGCCAGUAGGUUAUAUGUGUUAUGUUCAAUUUUGCAGUUAAACGUUGUGUCGAUGUGCUUGUCUUCAAGCUAUAGAAGUGCCCUGUUCGCCAAUCGCCAAUCUCUACUUCGUUCCUUGUUGUACUACUGCGGGAUGGCAUAAUCAGACGACUGAUCUAGUGUUAAGCUUUUAGUUAGGCUGUUAGGCCAAUGACCCAUCAAAUUUGAUUAUCCUUUCAUUUCACAGGCCCAUUUGUAAAUAUAAAAGAAAAGAAUUAGUACAGAGUAUUUCCAUUCGUAGUACCAUGUAUAUGAUGCAUUCUAAUGAUACGCCUACUGGUUUGCAACGUGACU
Molecule: messenger RNA, 1376 nt
Organism: Papaver somniferum (opium poppy)
Lineage: Eukaryota; Viridiplantae; Streptophyta; Magnoliopsida; Ranunculales; Papaveraceae
Exons: 3
Coding region: 388-1002 (204 amino acids)
Source: RefSeq, a predicted model, not a curated record